Aegilops tauschii subsp. strangulata is the source of this 1613-nucleotide messenger RNA. Its product is annotated as F-box/kelch-repeat protein At5g43190. Gene Ontology annotation, molecular function: protein binding. The record is from RefSeq and is a predicted model, not a curated record. NCBI's taxonomy places the organism in Eukaryota, Viridiplantae, Streptophyta, Magnoliopsida, Poales, Poaceae.
GCCAGCCAACGAGCCCUUCUCGCUCCUCCUCCUCCUUCCAUUUCUCGCGUCCCCAUUUCCUCCCACCAAAUACGGCACCGUGAUCCGCCACCAGCCCGCCGGCCGAUCCCCGGCCGGCCAUGGCCGCCGACUCCGCCGCCCGCUGCCCGUGGGACGAGCUCCCGGCGCACCUCCAGGAGCGCAUCCUCUCCCGCCUGCCGCUCACCGCGCUCGUCCCCGUCGCCGCCGUCUCCCGGGCGCUGCGCCGCCUCCUGCGCUCCCCGGCCUUCCACGCCCUCCUCUCCCAGCACCGCCUCGACGCCUUCUUCCUCCUCUCGCCGCGCCUCGCCUUCCACCCGCUCUCCCGGCGCCUCCUCCAGGUGCCCCCCUCGCCCCCGCUCGAUCCAUCUUGCCCUCCCCUCAUCUCCUCCGCCUCCCCCUCCUUCCUUGUCACCGCCGACUCGCUCCUCCGCCUCCCAGCGCUCCCCGACCGCUCCUACCUCAUCGCUGUCGUCGUCCCACCCUCACCCUCCUCCUCCAGCCGGGAUUACACCCUCGUCGCCGUCACCACCAACGGCGCCGCUGUCCGCUCGUAUUCCCUGGACUCCGCCGAUCCCUCCCCACGGUGGGUACCUGGGGCCGAGCUCCCGCUACCAUUUGCGAUCCUUGGCAAUGCUGCGGUCGCCAGUGACCGUGCUCGGCUCUUUGUGCUCGGCCGGGGUCCGGACGCACUUCUGGUGCUUGAUCUCGAGACCAGGAAGUGGGCUGCUCCGCCAGUUGUGAUGCCGCACGGCCUUACAACGGCGCACCUGUUUGUUCUCGAUGAUCGGCUGUUCUUGGUCGGUGGGGUGGAGAGGCUCGGGGUGCUGGAGCGGGUGGUGGUGUGGCAGUUGGACAACGACGAGGCAGUGGGAUGGGUGGAGGUAGCCGCAAUGCCGCCGGAGGUGUUCGAUGAGUUGGUGGCUGGUAGGCAUGGCAGUUUCUGGCACUUUCAGGCUGCGGACAGAAUGGGGACUCUUUGUCUGUACAAUGCUUUAGAUGGGAGGCUGGUGAUGUUUGAUGCGGUGGAUUGUGUAUGGACGAUGAUGCCACGAGUGUCUGGGUUAGGAGCCGGGGAGAGCCAAAUGUGGUUUGGGCAUGUCUUGGAGCCAGGCGUCGACCUCUUGCUGGGACAACGCAGCCCGUGUUCAUGAGGAAAUAUCUAACUUCAAGAUUCAAAGCCAUCAUAGCUAUCUCGGUUCUUUUGGGUCAAGUGUCAAUGUAUUAUGUCUUCCGAUAUUGAAUAGGAGUUGGCAGUCUACUGGAGCAUAGGCUGAAGAGUUGGGGAGCAGGAUUGGGUGUGGGAGGCAAAGAGAAGGCUUCCGGCCUGUCGAGUCCUCUCUCGUGCCCACCGUGGCCUUGUAGAAGCCGCCCCAUAGAAGUGAGGGUUUCGAUUCGGCUGGAUGUGAGCCUUAUCAUGCCUUAUUUCACCAUGGAUGGCAUUGUAUCUUGUACACAUACAGUUUAUCUAAAAAUGUACUUUUGCUAAGCUGUUUCGUGUAGGCAGCCUAACCUUUUUAUGUUCUCACAAUGGAAGAUUAUGUUUUCAUUGUAAAACUACUUUACAAUCAAGAGAGAAGACUACUUAGUUCUAA